UGUUGUUGGGACCUGCACAGAGAAAUAUCCAGAGAGGAGCAGCGGCGGCGGCGAGGGGAUAAAAACAACUUACUCCUCAAUAUGGGAUUGUAAAGGUCGAUGAUUGAUCCUCGGACGAUGCAAGAGGACGGGUCCUCACUGUGAAGCCCCCCGGAGUCUCUUUUAAGUUUUGUACUGGUAGGCCCUCCUUCUUCUGCUCCUCCUCCUCUUCCUCUUCGUCACCAUGCUGAGUUUCCUGCGCCGGACGCUGGGCCGGCGCUCUAUCCGGAAGCAUGCAGAGAAGACGCGCCUGCGUGAGGCCCAGCACGCCAUCACACACAUACCAGCCGCCGGGGAAGCAAAGUCAAUCAUCACCUGCCGUGUGUCCCUGCUGGACGGGACGGACGUCAGCGUGGACCUACCAAAAAAAGCCAAAGGGGAGGAGCUGUUUGAGCAGAUAAUGUACCACCUGGACAUCGUCGAGAAGGACUACUUCGGUCUGCGCUUCAUGGACUCUGCUCAAGUCCCGCAUUGGCUUGAUGUAACCAAAAGCAUAAAAAAACAAGUAAAAAUCGGACCUCCCUACUGUCUUCACUUGAGGGUCAAGUUCUACUCGUCUGAACCCAACAACCUGCACGAAGAGCUCACAAGAUACCUAUUUGUAUUACAGCUGAAGCAGGACAUUCUCAGUGGAAAGUUGGAGUGUGAGUUCGACACUGCUGUGGAGCUAGGGGCCUUCUCCCUCCAGGCGGAGAUGGGGGACUGUGACCCGGCAGAGCAUGGUAUGGACAUGGUGUCGGAGUUCCGCUUCAGCCCAGAGCAGACGGAGACGAUGGAGCUCGCCAUCUACAGCACAUGGAAGGAGUGCAGAGGCCAGAUGCCCGCCCAGGCGGAGAUCAACUACCUGAACAAGGCAAAGUGGCUGGAGAUGUACGGGGUGGACAUGCACAUGGUCAAGGCCAGAGAUGGGAAUGAGUACAGCCUGGGUCUGACCCCCACUGGAGUUCUGGUGUUCGAGGGAGAAACCAAGAUUGGACUGUUCUUCUGGCCCAAAAUCACUCGCCUGGACUUCAAAAAAAGCAAGCUGACUCUUGUUGUGGUGGAGGAUGAUGAACAGGGUAAGGAGCAGGAGCACACCUUUGUGUUCCGGAUGGACCACCCCAAGGCCUGCAAGCACCUGUGGAAGUGUGCCGUGGAGCACCACGCCUUCUUCCGGCUGCGGGGGCCCGUGCAGAAGAACUCUGCCCAGUCGGGCUUCAUCCGCAUGGGGUCCCGCUUCAGAUACAGUGGUAAGACAGAGUACCAGACCACGAAGGCUAACAAGGCCCGGCGGUCCGCCUCCUUUGAGAGGAGACCCAGCCGACGGUACUCCAGGAGAACCAUGCAGAACCGAGGACCAUACAAACCCCAAGAGGCUCUAUCGCUGGUCAGCCCCAACAACAACGGAGUCAGCAGAGACGCCAAGCCCCUCCCCUCCAGGCCAGGAUACUCCGGCCUGGCUGUGGUUAGCCCCGCCCCCUCCUCAGCCUGUGGACCAAUGGAGAUCGAGCCUCUGCCCAGGAGUCCUGGAGGAGAGAAGAGAAGUCUUCCCCUGGUGGCCGACCUGCUGGAGACCUGCAUCGAUGACGUCAUCAGGGCCCCAGAGGCCGUUCCCAUGGCGACGGAGACGGAAGAGGCAGGGCCGAGCGGCGCUCACACCUCAUCCUCUUCUAGUGUUGCCGUAGACGACGGCCUGGGUCAAACGGAAGCAGCUGCUCGUUUGAAACAGCUUGAGUUGGAGAACAAUGCUCUCUCCGUGUCAACUCCUCCGAAAAACGUCAAUGUCAACAUGGCGCUGAACAACCUAAAGGAGCUGGGGAAGCUGUCUGAUAAGUCUGUGUUGAGCGCGGUGGGCUCCAGCCCUGUGGUUACUCCACGCCGCCCCCCGGAGGAGCAGAAGAGCAACAUCCUCAAGGCCCAGGCAGAGGCCGCCGCCCACAAGGGCUCUUUGGAAGAUCACUCCACUUUACUGGGAGAUAAGAACUGUAACCUGCAGGCCAGUGCUGGGCUGAAGGUGCGUUCGGGGCGGAUGGGCAGUAACUCCUCCCUGACUCUGAGCAGUCGGCCCGACAGACAGGAGGCCCGAGAGAUGCUCAAACCCUCCAGCCUUGGAUCUUCAGCAGGACCCAGUGUGGAGAUGUUGGGUGAAGAGCCCGGCCCCCCCUGUCUUCCCAGCAUGCUCUCUGAAUCCGGUGCCAACAUGCUGGCUCCGAGGGUGAAGCCAGACGAGAUGGACCCCCCGCCGUCUGAUAACCUGAUCGACUUCACCGAUCCCACCCCUGUGCUCCCUCCGGUUCAGCAGGCUAAACCACUCAUCACCCCACGCUGGAUCAUACCCACCGCUACUCCUUCAUGCGCCUUCACCAAUGGCCUGCUUGACCUCGACCUGACCGCCAGGCUCACCCCACCCCCAGAGAAGGGGCGUACCCCUUCCCCAGCCAUCCCGCUCCUCACCCAAACUCACAACAUCAUCACCUCCAGCAUUGUGGGAGCUCAGCCUGCCCAGGAGGAGGGAGCCAGGCCCAAGGGACUGCUGACCACCGAACUCUGAGGGGAGAUGGAUCCCCCCCCCCCUCUCCCCUCACUGCCCCACGUCUCCCCUCCCUACCUCCCUCCAUCACACCCUCACCCACUCAGCCCACCAGCUCCAACCACAGAGCGAGACACUACCAAACCUCAGCCCCAACACACUACCAAACCCCACUGUAGGCAGACUAUAUAACUAACAGUAGUUUACCCCAGCCUCAAAAGAAUACCCGAAAUUAUUAUUUUCACCCGACAUGUUUUUAAGGAACCACCAGGACCAUUCUUCCUUAGAGCUAGAGAUUAUCUGAGAUGAUGGAUGUUUUAUGUUGGAGGUGAGGAGGAUUGUAAUUUCACUGUAUUUCACCGGGUAUUACUGAACCCAGCACACUUUUAUAGUUCCUCGGGAUGCAGAAACUGUCCGGCAUCGUCUCAUGCAUUCCCUGUAAUGAAGGCUUUCAUUUUGACAGCACGGACUAUUAAUACACGCGUAGAAGAUGCAGCACAGCCACUGGAUAUGAGAUACAAUGUCAAUUUUUUCACUGGAUUAUUACUCAACACUGGACCUGAACUCUCUCCCUGGAAACCCUGGAAAUGGAUUUGUUCACUGAAUCGAUGAGAGAUCUCCAUGUUUUUAUUUCUACUGACGUUUUAAAAAAUGUUCUUAGACCCUUUUUCAUUCCCUUUCAGUUUUUUUUUAAUUCUGAUGAAGGAUAUUUUAGGCAAAACUAUUUUUUGCAAGUCUUCAAGAAGUACAGAGCUCCGGCACUGAGUGUUAUGUGCGUGUUAAGUGUUUGUCUGUUGGUGUUUGUUCCUGCAUGUCUUUGACUGUUACCAAUGUUGAGAAGAAAUAACGAUCUCCCGGCUUUGGUUCAAUAAUCACUGUUUUCUUUAAUUUACUGCAUUACAAUGUCUUAUAGAAGAAUUAAGAACUUUUGUCGGUUCUUGGUCAUUCCUUGUUUGACUAGUCUACCGUUCUUCUUACUGAAGAACACUUACUUGUAAGACAUGACAGCGCUGACGUUACGAUAUUCUGUUUGGAAUCAUUUGAGGUCAAAUCUGUUUUGAUCGUAUUUCCUAAAUGCUGUAUUUCCCAACUGCCUUGGCGAGUGAUUGCCUUUCGAGGUAUCAUCAUAAACAGCUGUGAGAACAUUUCAACAGGUCUUCAGAACAGGAUUUUCCAACGGGAAGGAAAUGGGGAAAUUAUGCCUUGGCUGACCAUUUUAUUUUCCCUGAUUUUGAGAAGAUCUGUCCCACAUGAAACUAUUUGCAUUGCUAAGAAAUUUUGUGUUUGAUCUUUCUGUAACCAUUUGAUGCAGUUAUACACCUUAUGGACUAUCUGUUGUGAUAUCUUCAACAUAUAUGGUAAAAUCAUUGAGACUCAUUUUCUCAAUUUAUCCCAAUUUUGUCCCAAUACUCUGAGCAGCAGGGGAAGACGCAGUCAGUCAAGUAUUGUAGGAACACUUGUGUUUUUCUCCAUACCGUGGCAUCAGUGUACUGUAGAUAUGAAGUAGAUUUAUAUAUAUUUUUAUGAAGAACGGUAACUGUAGCAGUAUUGGUAUGGCCACACACUGAGACUUCAGCGCUGGUUGUUUGCUCCUGUCCUCGAAAGAACUCGAGAGAUAUUUGAUUUUGUUUUUUGUUUCAUUGCUUUUGAGUUUUUUUGUCAUUUUCUGUGAUGAUUGGAAUAUCUCUGAGCUGCGUCACUUUGAAAUUCCAGCACUCUGUAUGUUGGUCAGUGAUAUUUUUUAUGAUCUCACCGUAUGUUGGGAUUAUUGUACCUGAUGAUUUUUUGUCAUGCUGGAUUUACACAACGUUAAGAGAGAUUUCUAACACACUGUGUACCAGAUAGCAUAGUUAAUAGCAAAUAAAAAAGAAAAUCGAUUUUUGUGUUUUCGACGUGCAAAAGGUAAAAUGAACAACAUUAAUUGUAUCUUUAUCUACUCCAACCUUGUAGCCAUAGCCACUGAACAGUUUCAAAUAUUUUCACAAAGUUUAUUCACUAUUUCAAUCCCCAAGGAAGUGCAAUUUUUUGAUGUUUUGCCAUAGCUCUGAGUCAAAAGGUUUUAAUUUAUUCCUGUUUGAAUUCCAGGAUCUCCCUAUAUCCACACUGUAGCGUUGUAAUGGAAUAGGAAGGUAAUGUUGUAAUGGGAAUCCACGCAACAGAAUUGCACUGGUAUACUACAGCGAAAGACCACAU
Messenger RNA from Gadus chalcogrammus (walleye pollock), 4741 nucleotides. It is a transcript of the gene epb41l5, whose product is annotated as erythrocyte membrane protein band 4.1 like 5. NCBI's taxonomy places the organism in Eukaryota, Metazoa, Chordata, Actinopteri, Gadiformes, Gadidae. Gene Ontology annotation, cellular component: cytoskeleton. The transcript is spliced from 26 exons. Gene Ontology annotation, molecular function: cytoskeletal protein binding. Bases 224 to 2569 code for a protein of 781 amino acids. The record is from RefSeq and is a predicted model, not a curated record.